This is a messenger RNA of Oreochromis aureus, 3227 nucleotides long. Its product is annotated as cbp/p300-interacting transactivator 3-like. The transcript has 2 exons. NCBI's taxonomy places the organism in Eukaryota, Metazoa, Chordata, Actinopteri, Cichliformes, Cichlidae. The record is from RefSeq and is a predicted model, not a curated record. Gene Ontology annotation, biological process: regulation of DNA-templated transcription. The coding region runs from base 6 to 848 and encodes 280 amino acids. Gene Ontology annotation, cellular component: nucleus.
UAUAGAUGUACAUAAUCCCUGAGAUGACCCAGAAAACAAACUCCUCUGACUGCCGAGACAUUGCAGAGUUCGCCGCAGGGCUGCAUGUAGCCGGAGCAUCAGCUGAAGGAACUACCCCGGCACUGAUCCAACUUCUUCAAACCGAUUCCACAAUAAAAUAUCGGGGUGACAUGGCUGAACACAUGAUGAUGCCCAUGAACCAUGGCUUCAGAAUGGGCAUGAAUGGGCCACCACAGCACAACUGCCAACGCAGUCUGCCCAAUGGCCAGGUAAUGCACUAUGGCAGGAACCCUCAGAGCAAUAUGGAAGCUGCCAUGAGACAGAGACCAGGUAUGGUGGGACCUGGAGGGAUGGUCCCUGUGAAUGGAGCUCCCAUGGCCAACCACCACCACCAAAUGAUGUCUGGUAACAUGAUGUACAAUGGCCAGUGUCCACAGCAACAGCACCACCACUUGCACUCUCAGCAGCAGCAGCAGGGUGGACACCCACAGCAGUACCUCCCUGGGAAUCUCACUUCGCAGCAGCUAAUGGCCAGCAUGCACCUGCAAAAACUCAACACUCAGUAUCACGGACACCCGCUGAGCUCGACUAAUGGUCACCAUCUGCCGAAUGGUGCUCAGUACCGGAUGGGCCCGGCCCAGCUUUCCAGCAUGCAACAUAUUAGUGGGCCUUUGGGGCUGAAUGGUAUGGACAUGGAUCUGAUCGAUGAGGAGGUUCUGACUUCACUGGUACUGGAAUUUGGUUUAGAUCGCAUUCAGGAGCUACCCGAGCUCUUCCUGGGACAGAAUGAGUUUGACUUCAUAUCAGACUUUGUGUGCAAACAGCAGCCAAGCACAGUGAGCUGUUGAGAAAUUUAGUUGAAAAGUGUUUGGUUUGUUUGGAUUUAACAGCCCAAAGAAUGACUGAAUGGCCACAGUAGCACAGCGAGAGGAGACAAUCCCCCUGUUCUGUUUGGGUAUUUCUGUAUCUGUGUAUAUGACAGUGUCUGGUACAGCUUCACGAUGACCUGCCUGUGAGUUGUUGAAGAAAUGUAAUGGGCAAAAACGCAGAAAAAACACCAGGUUUCUCUGCUUUGAGACGGUGCCAGCAAGAUCCGCUGCCUUUGGCCAAAUUGGGGCAUCCUGAUGCAGCGGGCUCCGUCUGUACCCAUCUGGCCCACAGCACAUGUGCCUACAGUGCCAAGGCUUUUCGACAAUUGUAAAUUUAACAAAUACAAUGAGAAAAGCUGACCUAAAAGACGGUCAUUCUGGGUCCACCAGAUUUGGUGUAAUCUUUUAAAGUGUUUUAUCUCUGAUGACAAUUUUAACUAGUAGCAGACUAUAGAUCAUACAAAUUUAUAAAAAGGUAGUUCUCUGAAUUUGUUUAUAUGAGAAAGUAAGGAUUUUUGUGUGCAUAUUGAAGGCUGGCUCUUCAAAACUGACUUCCUUCAAAAGAUGACAUUUCCUUGAAGAGCAGGAGAAUGAAGUUGUGCAUCAUUCCAAAGUGGCACAUUUUAGUUUCUUUUAUUGGUAUAAUGUGCUACAUUGAUUAUUUCACCUAUAAUGUCAUUUAACUGACUGACCAGAUGAAAUCUGCAUUGCAUCUGUUUCCUGCUAAGUAACUAUGAUUGAAUCAUUGCCAAAGUAGCACAUUCCCUUGAGUCUUGACUUUAACAAAGUUUUUAUUUGUGCAUCAAAGUCUCACCACUCCAUGUCUGACAUUCAUAUACGUGUUACAAGACAGGUUACUGCUGUAUAGAAGUGCAAGAACAGAUACAAGGUGUACGCCCUCUUAGCAUCUGAAAAACUGCAUAAUUGUGGCCUAUUUAAAGUGUUAAGGAAAGUUAGACCAACAACAAAAUCAGUUACUGGUGGCAUGCUUAAAUUUGUUUUCCAAAACAGGAUUUUUAAAAAAAAUGCAUUUAAUUGCAGUCUUUGUGUGCUUAGUGUGUACGUUUGUGGAGUAAGGCAUUUAAAUCCCACCGAAGGGCAUCCUCAUCCCAAAAGUCAUCUGUUGGUCAACCGAUCAAGAGACUGUGCAGAGAGAGGGAAUGAGAGAGAGAGAGAUUUUGGGCUGUGGACACAAUGCGUGGACACAGCACUCUGUGCAGCACUUAGUUUAGUCAUUAUUUAAAUCUGUCACUACCUGUGGCAUUGAUUUCAUUUGACUGGAAGAGCAAAAAAGUAGCGAAGCUGAUGUUUUUUGCCAUAAAUGAGCUUGCUCUGCUGUGUUUCUACUGACAGGAUUUAAAUUACAUGUUCUCACAUGCUUGUCUUUACUGAGGUCAGCUUGUGCAUUCUCUAGUGACUCAGUAAUUAUAAAAUGGACAUAUAUGAUGACUUUUUCUAAAAGUAAUUAGGUUUUUGGUCAAGGGUGAAGCCUUUCCACAGCAGGUUGGAUGCGUGAUCACUUUCUGUGCUCUUUGUGGAACUGUCAGAGGAGCCAGGGUGACACUAGUGCACUGUGUUAAUCUGUUCCAAUACACCUGUGCUGCGAUCCCUGCCUCUCACUGGAGAUCUGCCAUCUUGAAGCUCUUGAGUCCAACAAUGGGCAUUGAAAUGCUGUUGUAAAGACAGAAUAAGUGCCAGCACUCUGCUUCACUUUCUCUCUGCCAGAAUUGCAGACACACUCACAACCUCAUAGUUAAGGUGGAAAUUCUUCAGGCCUUAGCAAGACAGUGGCCUCUGAUUACCGCUGUACCAACAAGCGCAGCCUUCUUGUGUAUUGUAUCUUUGUACUGUAGACUAGAGCUGAAGCUAAUCUAGAUACAUUUAAGGUACUUUGAAAAAAAUGUUCAAAACAGCAUUGUCAGAAAUAAAUGUAAGUCAGUGGCUGAUUUUGAUGUAUUGACAAGAGAUUAUAUCCUACUUUUUUGUUUAUUUGUUUAGCAAAAAAGUGUGUAGAUGUUUUUGGGUGCAGGGCCUGAAGCUUUAAGACCAAGUGGACUGCAUGUGUUGAAGGAAGCAAGAGGAAUGCCACUGCUUUCUCACAAAGCAGCUGAGAAUGUACAGCACAGUACUUUGUGGGAGCUUGUCUUACAAUGGUAGAUAAACAUGUGAGAUUGUAAUCCUUAUUCCAAAUUACACACCAUUAAUUUAGGUGACAACCCACCCGCCUAUCCUCCCCCACACAUUCUCAUCUUCCUCCUCCUUUCCCACUUCCACAAAGCUUUUGUAAUGUUAUUGAUUAUAUUUGAAGAAAAUGUAUUUAUUUUCAAAUAAAAUAUUUAUUUAAAGUGCUGUUUUUAA